Messenger RNA from Haliotis rufescens (red abalone), 1806 nucleotides. Its product is annotated as homeobox protein orthopedia-like. The coding region runs from base 60 to 905 and encodes 281 amino acids. Gene Ontology annotation, molecular function: DNA-binding transcription factor activity, RNA polymerase II-specific; DNA binding. The transcript is spliced from 3 exons. The record is from RefSeq and is a predicted model, not a curated record. Lineage: Eukaryota; Metazoa; Mollusca; Gastropoda; Lepetellida; Haliotidae. Gene Ontology annotation, biological process: regulation of DNA-templated transcription; neuron differentiation.
GUGAAGUAAAGGCUUAUUAUAUUAAGUCUGUGAGUCUGUUCCUCAUUACGCAUUUCACGAUGAACAGAGAACAUGCAUCUACCCACCUCACAAUCUCCGACACGACAUUGACGAGUUCGCCAUCAGUGCUGAAGGAAGACGGGCUAAAGAUGAAGGAGAACACGGACCGUCGGGAUGGAGGAAGCCCAAUAGAACAGACACAGCUUUCUUCCCCGAACGACGGAGGGGACAAACCCGCUAAACAAAAGCGACAUCGAACCCGGUUCACUCCAGCACAGCUCAACGAGCUUGAACGAAGCUUCGCGAAAACGCACUAUCCAGAUAUCUUCAUGCGAGAAGAGUUGGCUCUCCGAAUCGGACUCACGGAAUCUCGUGUGCAGGUCUGGUUCCAGAACCGCCGGGCCAAAUGGAAGAAGAGGAAGAAGGCCACAAACGUGUUCCGUACCCCUGGUGCUCUGUUACCAUCAACAGGAUUAUCUCCCUUUGGUACAAUGGGAGACUCUCUCUGCGCUUUCCCACCUUCGGAGAGCCGAUGGGGGAUGUCCCAAAUCGGCAGCCAUAUGAAUGGCAACGUCAACCAUCUUGCUUUGUCAGCAACGUUGCCACGACAAGUCACAGCGCAGUCGCUAUCGUCACAGGUACCAAUGGGUCUUUGCAACCCGUCAGUGUCCCUUGGCAACGGCUUAACAGUAUCAAAUGGAAGUCCUAUCUAUAACACUUCUUACGGAAUGGCGGCAUCAUCGUGUGCCUCGCCCCUGACCGGAAACUCUCCAUCCCCUUCCCUCCCCUCAUCCCAGAUGACUUGUGGCAUGCCUGAUAUUGAUGAUGCUUGGAGGGGGACAAGCAUCGCUCAACUGAGACGGAAGGCUCUAGAACACACGGCUUCAAUUACAGGGUUCCGCUGACAAUGAACAGGCAGCAGAGAUGACAAAAAUAUUGGUGUAGAUCCAAAACGGCUCAGCCUUCAUCUAGUGAUGGUCCAACUGGAAUCGAGUUGUUACCGUAAAUCUCACAUCCUCUGCCGCGGAGAUCGGGCUUGGUCCACAAGUAGACAUUCCAUAUGUAAAACUAGUGACGCGCGGUACCCACGAUCUUGUGGAUGAGUCGUAUAAGUGCUGUUCGAACUAUGUUGUUUGUACAAGUUGUACCAGUAUUUAGUUCUGUUUAAACUUGUGACUGUUGUGCUUAGAUCAUCGUCUCUUAUCAAGGGAGAAAAGUUGGACAUGAGUAGAAGUCCCAACUACAGAAGCACGUUCCGUAGUUAAAUUUGAAUUUAAUUUGCUACUUCCUAUGGUCGCGGUCGUAUCGUAUUUCAGUAGGUUGUUUUUUUAUAUUUAUCUACAGUUUUUGAAAAUCGAAUUUAGAAGCAAUAUAUAAGAUCGAUGGAAAUAAAUUUUAAAAUCAUCAUCAUCAUCAUCCCUCAAAUUUGUGCGUCACGGUCUUGUAAAGCGAAACUAUGUCUAAAAGUACUUUAUCACCAUCUAUACAAGGAGAUAACAUUGCAUUCCAAAACAUCGUUGUACAAUUUGAAACCAACAUUUUUUUUAUCGAUUAUGACGUAAGGAAGUAUUGCGGGGUUUUAUAACACAUACAUUUUAAAGGUCGGCGUAUCUAGUCAUGUCAUCUUAUUAAAGUUGUAUAAAAUGUUGUUUACAUACUUAUGUAUAUGUCGUUUAUUUAUUAUACAGAUACUAAUUUAAAUAUAAUAAGCAUCAUGGAUCAUGUAUGUUUACAGCUUGUAUAGAAGUACUAUUUAUUGAAACAUUCCAAACAUGGAAUAAAAAUACAUAAAAUAGCAAACUGUUG